AUGUAUAGUUUUCCAAAAGACGAAAGAAAAGAAUUAUGGAUAAUAAAUUCAGGAAACACAAAUUUGUUUUCUAUUGAACCAUUUAAACUCCACAAUAGGUACAUUUUUCAAGAACAUUUCCCACCUGAGAGUUUUAUUCAAAAUUUUACUCAAAAUCGUUUAAUAGACACUGCUAUUCCCUAUAAUUAUAAAUCUGAUGCACAGCCAUCUACAUCAUCAGGCUUUGAUAAAAAUGCCAAAUCUGAACAGGAGUAUAAUAUUUUAAAGUUAACACCAACUAAAACAUAUACACGCUCAAAAUCAGACAUCGUAGAGUUAGUUUUUCCGAGCCCCCCUUCAAUGUUUUCUACUCUUCAAAAGAUUAAAAUAACAAAUAUAAAAGACAUGCCUAGCCCAAAUUUAAAAAGGAAAUCGGAUUUGAUUGAAAUAGAUACACCUAGAAAAAUAAACCUAAAAAAAAAAAAUAAAACAAAAAAACAUAUUAAUUCAUAA
This is a messenger RNA of Macrosiphum euphorbiae (potato aphid), 492 nucleotides long. The record is from the annotation of a GenBank genome assembly. Lineage: Eukaryota; Metazoa; Arthropoda; Insecta; Hemiptera; Aphididae.